Molecule: messenger RNA, 1080 nt
Organism: Mycotypha africana
Lineage: Eukaryota; Fungi; Mucoromycota; Mucoromycetes; Mucorales; Mycotyphaceae
Product: fructose-bisphosphate aldolase
Exons: 5
Coding region: 1-1080 (359 amino acids)
Biological process (GO): gluconeogenesis; glycolytic process
Cellular component (GO): cytosol
Molecular function (GO): fructose-bisphosphate aldolase activity; zinc ion binding
Source: RefSeq, a predicted model, not a curated record
AUGGGUAUCCUUGAUAUUGUUCCCGCUGGUGUUGUUACUGGCAAAAAUGUCUAUAAGAUUUUUGAAUACGCUCGUGAGCACAACUUCGCCAUUCCCGCUAUCAACUGUACUUCUACCAGUACCGUAAAUGCUGCCCUUGAAGCUGCUCGUGACAUCAAGUCUCCUAUCAUCAUUCAAUUUUCUCAAGGUGGUUCUGCUUACUUUGCCGGUAAGGGUCUCGACAACAAAAACCAAGAAGCUUCCAUCAUCGGUGCUAUUGCAGGCGCUCAAUACGUUCGUACUGUUGCUAAAGCGUAUGGUAUUCCCGUUAUCGUUCACUCCGACCACUGUGCCAAAAAGCUUUUGCCUUGGUUUGACGGUAUGCUCGAAGCCGAUGAACAAUACUUCAAAGCUCACGGUGAACCUCUCUUUUCCUCACAUAUGUUGGAUCUCUCCGAAGAAACUAAAGAGGACAACAUAGAAACCUGCUUGAAGUAUCUUAAGCGUAUGGCCGCUAUUGAAUGUUGGCUUGAAAUGGAAAUUGGUAUCACCGGCGGUGAAGAAGAUGGUGUCGAUAACUCCGGUGUUGAUAAUGCUGCUCUUUAUACUCAACCUGAAGAUAUUUGGGACAUCUACAAAGCAUUUAGGGAAGUCACCAAUCUCUUCUCCAUCGCUGCUGGUUUCGGUAAUGUCCACGGUGUCUAUGCUCCUGGUAAUGUUAAAUUGCAUCCUGAACUCUUGGGCAAGCAUCAAGCCUACGUCAAGGAGCAGCUUAACAAUACCGAGAACACUAAGCCUGUUUUCUUUGUUUUUCAUGGUGGUUCUGGCUCUACUGAAGCUGAAAUUUCGGAAGCCGUACGCAAUGGUGUCGUUAAAAUGAAUGUCGACACUGAUACACAAUGGGCUUACUGGGAAGGCCUCAGGAACUAUUAUGAAGCCAAGAAGGGUUAUCUUCAAACUCAAGUUGGCAAUCCUGAAGGCGAAGGUAAGCCUAACAAGAAAUACUACGAUCCUCGUGUCUUCAUCCGUGAAAGUGAAAAGAACAUGGCUAAGAGAGUUCAAAAGGCAUGCGCUGAUUUGGGUAAUGUCGACAGAUUGUAA